Molecule: messenger RNA, 303 nt
Organism: Hippopotamus amphibius kiboko
Lineage: Eukaryota; Metazoa; Chordata; Mammalia; Artiodactyla; Hippopotamidae
Product: 60S ribosomal protein L37a-like
Exons: 1
Coding region: 1-303 (100 amino acids)
Biological process (GO): translation
Cellular component (GO): ribosome
Molecular function (GO): structural constituent of ribosome
Source: RefSeq, a predicted model, not a curated record
AUGGCUAAACACACCAAGAAGAUUGGAAUCAUGGGUAAAUACAGGACCUGCUAUGGUGCCUCCCUCAGGAAAAUGGUGAAGAAAACUGAAAUCAGCCAGCACGCCAAGUACACUUGCUCCUUCUGUGGCAAAAGCAAGAUGAAGAGACGAGCUGAGGGCAUUUGGCAUUGCGGUUCCUGCAUGAAAAUGGUAGCUGGUGGUACCUGGACCUACAACACCACUUCUGCCAUCACAGUAAAAUUUGCCAUCAGAAGACUGAAGGAAUUGAAGGAUCAGAAGUGCCACCAUUUGAAACGUUGCUAG